ACAAUCAGUACAAAAAAUGCAAUUGCAUGCCAUUAAUGUUUCCUUAUUUUCUGGGGCUUCUCUUGCUGACGUGGUUGGCAUUACAACAGAACAGUAAGUUAAAUUUUUAUCAUCAUCCUCUGAAAGAAUGGUUCAUGUUUACUCAUGCAUCUUUUCCAUGCAUGCAUGCAUGCAUGAGCAAAAUACAAUAUAAACCAUAUUCUUCCAUAAUCACCAUUCAGCAAAACCCCAAAAACUCCCAAGAAUGUUUUUAGUAAAUAACAAAAGACCUAUUUAACACAAGGUGAACUCCACUCAUAAGCAGAUUUUAGCAUUCAAAGUCUUUCACUGUGGAGGGUAACACCUGUAUAAGAUAUUGUGCUGACACAAACUGCAGAAGGGCUAUAUCUCAGAUAUGGGGAUGGACAAACUAUGGAGAGUAACAUUCCUUUGUUGUAUCACAGCUUCUGUUUUAGGAGGACAUAAUCCAUGCUGUUCAUAUCCAUGUGAAAACAAUGGAAUAUGUAUGACAAGGGGAGAUAACUAUUACUGUGACUGUACAAAUUUAGAGUUCUAUGGCAAACACUGUGAAAUCCCCACAUUUAUGAAGAAGAUCAAACUGUUUCUAAAGCCUGACCCAGAAACAAUACACAGUCUCCUGUCUGGAAACAAAUGGUUAUGGAAUAUCGUCAAUAAUGUUCAAUUUUUGUCAAAUGCAGUCAUGAAGAAGGUUUACACAUUGAGAUCUGAUAUGGUUGACAGUCCUCCCACGUAUACAUCUGAACAUGAAUACAUCACAGUGGACGCCAACUUUAAUUAUAGUGUCUAUACUCGCACCCUGCCUCCGGUACCCAAAGAAUGCCCCACUCCCAUGGGCGUCUGGGGUAAGAAGGAACUACCACCUGCAGAAGAUAUAGUGAAGACAUUUUUUAUAAGAAAAGAAUUCAUUCCAGAACCUAUGGGAACCAGUGCAAUGUUCGCUUACUUUGCUCAGCACUUCACACACAAUUUCUUCAAAACAGACCUAAAGAAGGGGCCUCAAUUCCAGUGGGGAGGGCAUGGGGUAGAUGUUUCACAUGUCUAUGGCCAGGAUAGAGAUUCAGAAAACAACCUAAGAUCAUUUAAAGAUGGAAAACUUAAACAUCAGAUUAUAAAUGGUGAGGAGUGGCCUCCCCUUACCUCCGAUGCUAAGGUUCCUAUGAGAUAUCCUAAACACAAAGACAUAGAUAAGCAGUAUGCUCUGGGACAUUCCUUCUUUGGUUUCUUGCCUGGGCUGUUCAUGUAUGGUACGAUCUGGUUAAGAGAACACAACAGAGUUUGUGAUAUCCUGAAAGCAGAGCACCCAGAAUGGGACGAUGAGAGAUUAUUUCAGACAUCAAAGCUAGUUAUUUUAGGUGAAACUAUCCGAAUAGUAAUAGUAGAUUAUGUGCAGCACAUAAGCAACUAUAAUUACCAAUUACUUUUCAAUCCUGAAUUGCUAUUUGGUGAACCGUUCCAAUAUCAAAAUAGAAUUGCCUUAGAAUUUGACCAUUUAUAUCACUGGCAUCCUCUAAUGCCUGAUGAAUUUAACAUUAAUGGAACUAAAUAUACUCUGAAAGAAUUUGAGUACCAUCCCGAGAUUGUGGUAAAGCAUGGAAUGAGGGAGUUUGUGGAUUCACUGUCGAAACAAAGAGCUGGCAUGUUUGGCCCUCACAAUCACAGCCCUUUGACAAUCCCUAUAGUGACAGAACUCAUCAAAUAUGGCCGAACUCUGAGACUCCAGUCCUUUAACCAGUACAGGAAGAGAUUCAACCUUAAACCAAUCAAAUCCUUUGAGGAACUUACAGGAGAAAAGAAAAUGGCCAAACAGCUCGAAAUUUUUUACGGUGAUAUCAAUGCAGUGGAAUUCUAUGUAGGACUUAUAAUGGAGAAGAGACGCCAUAAGACCUUGUUUGGACCUUCCAUAGUGGAGAUGGGAAGCCCAUACUCCAUAAAAGGAUUAAUAGCCAAUCCAAUCUGUUCUCCAAAAUACUGGAAACCCUCCACAUUUGGAGGGGAUGUGGGAUUUGAUUUAGUUAAAACUGCAUCUCUUAAAAAAUUAUUUUGUGAGAAUAUGAAAGGAGAAUGUCCCGAGGUUACAUUUAGAGUACCGGAUUAUAGGGAGGGUGACGUGCUAGACUUAAUCAAACAAAAAAUGGAGUUAUAACAAUAGAAUGUGCUUAAAUAUUAAAUUUUUUUGUUCCAU
Saccostrea cuccullata (small rock oyster) is the source of this 2203-nucleotide messenger RNA. RefSeq names its product prostaglandin G/H synthase 2-like. Gene Ontology annotation, cellular component: neuron projection; cytoplasm. Gene Ontology annotation, molecular function: peroxidase activity; oxidoreductase activity, acting on single donors with incorporation of molecular oxygen, incorporation of two atoms of oxygen; prostaglandin-endoperoxide synthase activity. The record is from RefSeq and is a predicted model, not a curated record. Lineage: Eukaryota; Metazoa; Mollusca; Bivalvia; Ostreida; Ostreidae. The transcript is spliced from 10 exons. Gene Ontology annotation, biological process: cyclooxygenase pathway; response to oxidative stress. Bases 395 to 2164 code for a protein of 589 amino acids.